This is a messenger RNA of Sorex fumeus (smoky shrew), 1260 nucleotides long. RefSeq names its product alpha-1-antichymotrypsin-like. The record is from RefSeq and is a predicted model, not a curated record. Lineage: Eukaryota; Metazoa; Chordata; Mammalia; Eulipotyphla; Soricidae. Gene Ontology annotation, molecular function: serine-type endopeptidase inhibitor activity. The coding region runs from base 1 to 1260 and encodes 419 amino acids. The transcript has 4 exons. Gene Ontology annotation, biological process: negative regulation of endopeptidase activity.
AUGUCUGUUCGGCUGGCUCUGCUCCUGGGGGCUGCACUCUGUCUCCACGUCUUCUGCAGCAUUUCAGACACCAAAUCUCUAAGGGUGAAGAGAGGGAGGGAAAACAAGCACCAGAAGAUCCCUCAGGACAUCUUAGAUAUAAUCCAGAAAACCAAUGAAUUAGCCUUCAGACUCUACAGCUCCUUCAAUUCCCAGAUUCCUGGGUCCAACAUCAUCUUCUCCCCAAUCAGCAUCUCCAUAGCCUUGGGCUUCCUGGCACUGGGGGCAGAAGACCUCACCAAGGCCGAGAUCCUAGAGUGCCUCCAGUACAACAUUGCUGAGACCCCAGAGUCCGACAUCCACCAGGGCUUCCAGAUGCUGCUUCACGUCCUGAGGAAUUCCAAGAUGCCCCUGCAAGUGAAUAUAACCACUGCUCUGUUCUUGGAUGAGCAUCUAGAAAUGAAGAAAAAAUUCCUGCUAGGGGCCUGGGCAUUGUAUUCCGCUGAAGCCAUCUCCACAGACUUCAGUGAUCUCCUCUCUGCCAAGAAAUUAAUCAAUGAUUAUGUGGAGCAGACAACCCAUGGGAAAAUCCUGGACAUGGUCCACGACUUGGACGAAUUGACCAAGAUGGUCUUGGUGAACUCUAUCUUCUUCAAAGGCAAGUGGGAGAUGCCCUUUAACUCUGAAAACACCGUCAGGUCAGAUUUCUACAUGACCUUGAGAAGGAAGGUGACAAUACCCAUGAUGAGAUCUGAGUACCUGCAGGUGCCCUACUUCCGAGACAGGAUGCUCCGUACUACGGUGGUACAGCUCCCAUACUUGAACAACAGUGCCAGCAUCCUCUUCAUCCUCCCUAACCUGGGCCAAAUGUCCAUGCUGGAAAGUUCGCUGAAACUGAACAAAUUCCAUUACUGGAGGGAGGCGAUGAAGAUGAGGAAAAUAUCCAUGUUCUUGCCCAAGUUCUCCAUCUCCUGGGACUACGACCUGGAUCAAGUCCUGCCUAACAUGGGCAUUGUCAAAGUCUUCUCCCAGAAUUCAGAUCUCUCAGGAAUCACCACCGCCGGCAGGAACCUGAGCCUUUCCAGGAUGGUCCACAAGGUUGUGCUGGAUGUGACCGAGGAAGGUACCGAAUCAGCGACUACCACUGCAGCGCGCGUUAUUCCUUUUUCUAUAAAACCAAAGGCUGUGAGAUUCAACAGGCCCUUCCUGGUGGCCGUCAUCUCCGAGGACACACAGGGCAUCCUCUUCCUGGGCAAAGUGGUCAACCCGCGGCAUUCCUGA